This is a messenger RNA of Spirometra erinaceieuropaei, 2127 nucleotides long. Lineage: Eukaryota; Metazoa; Platyhelminthes; Cestoda; Diphyllobothriidea; Diphyllobothriidae. The record is from the annotation of a GenBank genome assembly.
AUGACGGUCUGGCAGUGUCGAAUAACACCACCAAGUUUGCGUGCAAUACGAAAAGCUAUCUGGUUGACCAUCAAGGCUACCGGUUCCCCGUGUCUCGAUGUCCUCACUGUCUACCGACCACCUAGGACAGACCGAAUCGCCGACACUCAACUAUUGGAGCAGUUGGAGAAAUUUUCCAGUCGACCUAACAUCAUGAUCAUGGGCGACUUCAACGCACCAGGAACAAACUGGAAUACCCUCCAAGCGUCAGGUCCAAAAUCGGCAUUCGAUUACCGCCUGUUGAGCAAAACAUUAAAUGCGUGCCUCACACAACAUGUAAUGUUCCCAACGAGAACACGUGAAGGACAAAGGGCAAACUGCCUGGAUCUGGUGUUUACGAAAACACCAGACAGCAUAGACGAAAUCGCCUCCAUGCCGCCCCUUGGCCGAAGUGACCACGUAGUGCUUAUGUGGGAUUAUUCGUUAUUCUCCAUUUUACAUACUCCAGACCACAAAAGGCGUAAUGUUUGGCGGGGCGACUUCAAUCAGAUGAGGGCAGACCUAUCCGGUCUUGACUGGGGCUCAUUGUUUACGGGAAGUGCCAACGAUGACUGUGAGCUGUUCAAGAACGUCCUUCUGCAGCUCAUCAACAACCACUGCCCACCGACUAGUGUAAGACUGAACAAACGCCCUGGGUGGCUAAAUAGCAACCUUAGGAAAGAAAUCAACAGUAAGCACAAAUUGUGGAGAAAAUACUGCGUCACUAGACAAGCUGAAUGCUUCAACACCUACAAGACACAGAGGAACAAACUGAGGAAGCUGAUAUUGCAGACGCGGCGGGAAUUCGAGAAGAACUUGCUACAAAAAGCAACGCAGAACCCAAAAUUGCUCUACAGCUACCUCCGACGAAGUACAAGGAACAGGCAUCAAAUCCCCUUGAUAAUCACUAUUGAUGACGUUGAGAUCGCUGAUAGUAGGGAUAAAGCUGCGUACUUUUCACGGUUUUUCCAAUCAGUCUACAAAAAUGAGACAAGGUUCCUUCCUUCCUCCACAGAAGAACUGCCGACUCCAAGCGUCAGUGAUAUACUCUUCUCAGAAGGCAUUGUCCGAAGAGAAUUAGAGGCAUUGAACGAAUCGAAGUCGCCAGGACCAGACGAGAUUCCAUCCAAGCUUCUGAAGGAACUUUCCAGUGAGCUCUCUGUGCCUUUGUCGAUGCUCUUUCAAACGUCAUUUGACACUGGAACACUUCCUGUCGAUUGGAAGCUGGCGCAUAUUACUCCGCUACACAAAGGAGGUAACAGGGCAGCGACGACAAAUUACCGGCCCAUAAGCUUGACAUGCAUUCUCUGCAAAGUUAUGGAAAGGAUCAUAAAGACUGAACUGAUUCAAGUCCUGGAAGUUCACGGCCUGCUAUCGAACUGCCAACAUGGGUUCCGAAAAGGAAGAUCCUGCACGACAAACCUGCUGCAAUCUCUCGAGAGCUGGACCCGAGCUCUCGACGACAGGCACGCGGUCCACAUAGCCUUCAUCGACUUCCAGAAAGCUUUCGACACUGUGCCACACCAAAAGCUCUUACAUAAGCUGGAAAAAAUAGGGAUCGGUGGCAACUUCCUUAAAUGGACCGAAAACUUCCUUGUGGGUCGACACCAGGUUGUGUGCAUCGGUCGGGGAAAAUCAGAUGUGGCUAUGGUCGAUAGUGGUGUCUUCCAGGGUUCAGUACUGGGACCCAUUUUGUUCCUUAUCUACGUGUACGAUGUCGCAAGAGAUUUAGACUGUAAAGUGGCAAUGUUUGCGGAUGACAUGAAGAUAUGGAUUGUAAUUCGGGGUCCUGCCGAUGAAGACAGACUGCAGAUGAACCUAAAUCGGUUGGAGGAGUGGUCAAACCGUUGGCUCCUGCGGUUCAACGUUGCCAAAUGUAGCAUACUUCGCCUAGGCAACACAGCCAGAUCCGCCAGCACAAGAGGCUACUUUCUGGGCGGUGCAGCCCUACAAGAGGUCGAAGCCCAAAGGGAUCUCGGUGUGCUUACGACGAGUUCCCUAAAACCAUCCGCCCACUGUUCGAGGGUGGCACAUAGCGCAAUGUCCGUACUGUACGCCAUCAAGCGUGCGUUUAUGGACUUUCACGAAGAAGUUUUCUUUUUCCUCUAA